Molecule: messenger RNA, 9116 nt
Organism: Xyrichtys novacula (pearly razorfish)
Lineage: Eukaryota; Metazoa; Chordata; Actinopteri; Labriformes; Labridae
Source: the annotation of a GenBank genome assembly
UUGUCCUUUAUAACACACAUACCUUGCUUUUUUCUAUUCAGGAUAAAUUCUGAGAUAUCAGCUUAUUAGACUGUUAAGUAACUGUUGCUUAUCUUGGGAAAUCUGCCUCACACAGACACUUUCCUCUCUGAGUUAUUGACAUGUCUCCCAUUAUUGUGCUGAGAGUCCCACUGGUCAGAGUGUGGGAACCCCAGCCCUGCCUCAGCCACAUGGCUUUGUUAUGUUAAUCUCUCAGUAUAAAAUGAGGAGCAGCUCCCUCAGCAACAUUAGAGCUAACAGUACUGCCAACAAGAGACAGCUCACUCCACCUGCAAGACAUGGCUCCCUGCUCUGCCAACUACUCUUCUGUUCCUCUCAUCAAGAUCUCUGAGAGAGAAAAUAUCAAAGUGAGUACUACAGAGGGCACAAAUGUCUGAUUGUUUCUUGUGGAUUUUAAUCAUAUAACCUACCUUUCUCUUCUGCCUCAGUUAAGAAAACCUGUGGUGGAAAAAAUGCGCAGAGAUCGCAUCAACAGCUGUAUUGAGCAACUCAAGAUUAUUCUGGAGAAAGAGUUCCACAAGCGGGAGCCCAACUCAAAGCUGGAGAAAGCUGAUAUCUUAGAGAUGACUGUGAGCUUCCUAAGGCAGCAGCUGCAGCCAGGUCUCUGUCGGAACAACCAUAACCAAGGCCACUCCUCCUGCUGGAGGGACACUGUGCACUACCUUACAGCUGGAUCCAACACAGAGGCCCCUGCCACUCCUUUACAGACCCGACAGCAGCUCCAUCACAACCAGAGAACCAGCACCCCCUUCUCAGUCUGCCACACAUCCAAGCCCAUGACCUUGCAGGAUAGCAACAGCAGCAGAGGCCCCAUGUGGAGGCCUUGGUAGAAAUCCUGUCAGUCAGAACUGAGGGGAUGCAACGUCUCCCUCACUUCGUAGGAAAGAUAUUUCCAGCCUUCCCCUUGAUGGUGUUUUUUUUUAUUGUCUCAUCACAUUGAUGGACAAGUAGUAAAGGCGAAGCUCUCACUUAUUUGAAGAUUGUCUUGCUUUGACUUCAAUCCACUCUUGAUUUUUAUGUUGAACUGAUCAUAUCUUGUGAAAUAUCUGUUCACUCCAGUGGAGUUUGUCUUUGGACUGCUUGAUGUAACAGUAUUUUCCAUACUGUGUUAUAUUGAAAGAAGCUGUUGAGAAUAUUUCUCUGUGUUUUGAUUAAACUAAACCAAAUUUUGCAUUAUGAUGAUAAUGAUAAUGAUGAUAAUGAUACCUGUGUGUGUGUGUGUGUGUGUGUGUGUGUGUGUGUGUGUGUGUGUGUGUGUGUGUGUGUAUGAAUGAAUGUAUGUGUGUGUGUGUGUGUGUUUAAAUGGGUGAGCGUGGAACAAGUUUUAAUAAAAUGGUGGCAAUCCUGUUUGUCUUUCCCACCUAGGCUCUUAAAACUCUUUGUGACUAUUUUCUUGUAUGACAAUUAACAAUAAAGAGAUGCAAUUAUCAAAAAGCAUUUACAAAAUUUAUUAUUCCAAAAACAAGUUAAAAAUGUAUCAAUUGUAAGUGUAUUUUCAUAUGUGUAUGUGUGCAUGCAUGAGAGAUUUUAUACACUUUAUUUUAUUAUUAUAUGGUAUUAGUGCGCAUAGUAAAAUGUAAGCAUGUCGUAUACAUUUGAACCUUACUUCAACACAGUAUAAACUGAUUUGAAUGCAUUUAACUAUACUCAUCAUACACGUAUCAGCUUUACUUGUGAGGAAUUGAGUUUAUGCAGCAGUUGGGGUUCCUGUGUUCCUCCUCUCUGUGUAUGUUCUCCCUCUCUCUCUCUCUCUCUCUCUCUCUCUCUGCAGCGCUGGAGGCACGGCGGGAGGCAGGGCUGGCCCGGACUGAUUGCACACACCUGAUUCUCGUUGGUGUAAUUUACCUGGCUUUAUAUGCCGGCUCCUCUGUCGGCUCUGUGCCGGAUUAUUACCCAGUCAUGCAACAUGUGUCUUGCCACUCCGUGCUCCCUGUUCUCCUGCCCGUGUAUACAGCCUGCCUCUCUGUGUUUGUUUGUGAGUUUUUUUGUUACUUUCAAAGAUUUUUCCCUUGAGCAAAGGUGAUUUUGUGUUCAUGCUUUUUCCCUCCAGUUGAGGAGAUUUUUGGUUAACAUUUUCUGUUGCACUUUGUCUUUUUAUACUCCCUCAUUUGUUACUUGCCCCACGUGGCACUAUCAUUUGAACUUUGUUUUCAUCUGCUAUUUGCCUUGCUGCAGUGACUUUUUUCUGACUCUGUUUUGCGUUUUUCAGUGGCAGUCCGAGCCAACCGUGCCUUUUCCUGGAAACUGCGAUUUUCUGUUGUUCACUUUGUUUUGUUGUUUAUUGUCAAUAAAUUUGGGCAUUUGCCUCUGCAUUUUUGGAUCCUGGCCUUUGUUCGAUUCCUAACAUUACAGUUAUCUGCUGACAUCUUCUUUCCUCAUUAAGAGUGGCUGUGAUUGGGUGGGUCAUCUCCCAAGUGAAGUUGAGUUUGCAACUCAAUCCCAGCUCCCAUAUUCUUAUACCACAGUGUCUCUGGGCAAGACCCUAAAUCUCAAAUUGCUCCUGAUGACAAAGAUACUGACAAUUGCAUAUUGUGACAUCCACUGCCAAUGACGUAUGAACAAGUAAAUGUGAUAAAUUGUGUAAAGGUGCUUUGAAAUUCAGGGAAAAGAUGUCUGCAUCCUUUUAAUUGGUGGAAUUGGAAUCUGGAUUUCUCAAACAAAAGGCUGUAUAUUUUUUGGGAGUUCGUUUUCUUUAAUUUUCUGCAUAAAGACACGUCCUAUCUUUUUUAUUUCGCCAUAACAUCUUUUUAAACCAGAGUCACUGAGAAAUUUUUAAUACAAUGACACAAUGUCACGGCUAGGCUCUGUUAAACCUAUUAUUCUAAAGUAAUUAAAGACUGACUUGGUGAAGCUAAUUGAUAAUAGAAGAUCAAGUAAGACUGACAGAUUUUCACUGCUACCCAGGCAUGUGUAAAGGUAUUCAUAUAAUGUUACAUUAAUGGUCUGCUUGGUAUUAUAGGGCCUACUAGGGGAUCUUGGGCAAAACCUGACAAAUAUUAACCCUAACUGUGUCAAACCCGCAGCAAAGUGGUUCAAAUUAUACAUAUUUUUUAAAUAAAACAUAGUAGUAAAUAUUGUACCACUAAAUGUGAUGGAUAAAAAAUCUUGUCAAACAAAACUCUUGAGUCCCCUCACAGCAGCUCACUCUGGUCCUUGGUGCAGUGACAAUAAAACUUCUGCUUGUUCACCCAUGGCACACUUCCAGUGGCGGCUGGUGAGAAAAAUAGUAGGUGGGGCGGAAAGCUUGGAGACCAGAGCCCUGUUGGGGGGUCUGGGGGUAUCCUCCCCUGGGAGAUUUUUUUGGCUCUCACAUGUAAAUUAAGCAUUCUGGUGCAUUCUGAGAAAAUAAUUAAGUAAACAUACAAUCUUGACCUACAAAGACAAAUUGUGUGGGGAAACUGUAUUUCAACUUAUUAACAGGGAAUUGUAGCUGACACACAGCCGACUUACAUUCAGUGUGAACCUACAAUAUAGAAACUGACAGUAGCGUACUCGUGUGCAUUCAACUGCAUUUCAACAGGUUGGCUACAGCAAAGGGGCACACAAAGACAACAGCAGAGAAAAGAUCAGAGCAGAUCCACAUUUACAACAAAUCAGGCUGCACAUCUAUAUGAUCAGCCACAAGAAAACAACUCAAACACUUGCCUCAAAUACAUAAAAAUUUUUUUAUAUUUGAUAUUUCAGGGGAACUGAAUUGAAACAGGGUGAACAAAUACAGGGUUCCCAUUCUUUUCUAUAAAACAUUUUUCAGGACUUUUCAUGGAUGUUUUUGUAGCGAUUUGAAUUUUGAAUAAAUGUCUGAAGAGUAAUAAUCUUCAAUUAUGACAUUUAUGCACUUGUUGAAGGGGCACCACCCACCUUUAAUGGUGGGAAAAUAAAGAAAAACAAAAGUUUAAUUCAGAAAUCAAACAUCAAGUCAAUCUUUAAUUAAUCAAUCUCAUAUCUUAAGCUGAAAUUCUCAUUUCAGGGACUCCACUUCAGGAAGAACACUAACAGACAAGAACUUAAAAAGAAUGAUCUGUUUAUAACAGGAUAAAUGAUGGUACGACAUACAAUAAAUUAUUGGAUAAUGAGGAUAAAUAAUAAUAGGUGAUUAAAUAAAAGAUUCUGAGUCGGGCUAGGCGCACUAAAGUUAAUGAUAGUGAGUGAAUAUGCUCUAACAUAUUAACCCACACUAACUUUGGUGUCAAGAUAAAUUUGGAUGUGGAUUUGGAUGAAUGAGAAUGCUUCAAAGGAAACAGAAGAAAGAGCUGUAUGGGAUGACGACUCUGAUGAAAGUGAUAGUGAUGCGUAAUAUACGCACCAUGUCACCAUGUACAAUUUGUUUUGUGUAAAGGAUUGCUACACCGAGAUUUGAGAUUUUUAUUUAUUUUAUAUUUGUUCUACAUUUGUCUGCGUUUGUGUUUUGAUCUUUAUUUUCAUAUUCUGGAGGGAUUGAUAAAUGUCAGAUGUUUUGACACUGUGAUACUUGAAUAAAUGUUUUAUACCAUAUUUUGAAUUAAUUCAGACCUUUCGUGCAUUUAUUUUUAUAUUGUUACAUUUUUUCCAUUAUUCCAAUUUUGGGGGGUGUGGUAGCAAUUUGAUUGACUUUCAGCCAUUUAUGGCCAUGAUGUGCUGUUUAUAUUUUAUUGCUUUUAUUACACAGUAGGUUGUGUCAUUUUUAUGUAUGAAACAUAAGCUUUUAGCUAAAUUUACUGUAUAUAUUUCAUUGUGCUGGGUGCAAAUCACUUGAGUUGAGACGUUUUCUUCAAGAAAUUUGCUACAUUUCAUAAUCUGAAUUCACUUAUGCGUAUACUAAGGCACCAAUAACUGUUUCAGAUGUUAGGUUGAUGUAUUUAGGACAUUUGAGAAAGAUUUUGUCUUGCCAGAAUCAACAUAGCAGUUUCUACAAGCAAAAACAGCAGCACCAUAUAAUUGUUUUUUUGGGUUACUCACAUAUGUGUACAUUUCUGACUGGUCCUUUGUCUCACCCUGUAGAGAAAGCCACUUUCUAAUACUAGUUCUGUAAGUUUCCCAACAUGUCCUUGUAAAGUCGAGAACGUCUUCACGCUGGACAGAUGAUAGAUGCGUGAUAUAGCAUCAUUUCGUUCCUUUUUUAUGUACUUUUGAAGGCUGUUUUCUUUUUUCUUUUUCUUUUCUUCCUCUUCGCUUCUCUCGCUGCUAGAUGCGCUCGUCGCCAUGUUUGUGUAUUUCUGAUACUAUGGCAACGAGACUCGGCUCCUAUUGGGCCACGUGACAAAAAAUCGCUUCACCCCUCUGCAUAUUUGAUUGCGCGUGUGCAAGUAUCACUACGCAGCAGAAAUGAAAUAGUUCGACACCGAAACACUGAUUACUAAAAAUUGAACGGAUGGCAUGAGUAGAUAUUUUUUUUUAGUACUUACUAUCAAUAGAGCUAUUUUAUGAAUCACAGUUUAUUUUGCCCCACUGAAGUGGAACGUACCAACACGAUCUCCCUCAGCCAAUACAGCCUAUUGGAGAACAGGGCUCUCAAGUUUUGAACUAAGCUUAGAGUGAGAUUUCCUUGGGGGGGGGGGGGGGGUGAUUGAAGAUAAUUAUUAGUAUAAUUAUCUCUUAAAUACAACGGAGUAUAAGGGGCACAAUUAGAAAAAAAACAGAAUAAAGUCAUUAAUAUCAGUAUUAAGUCGUAAAGUUACCUGUUGUGAAGGAGAGUUGUUAAAAUCAGCACUGUGGAGCAUUUAGAUGAAUUGUACUUUAGUAUAGGUUUCACAAACAUGGAGAUACUUAAUCCUUUGGUACAUGAGCAUUACACUGUCAUGAGUAUCAGAACUUGUAUUUCAGAUAUAUGAGAAAUGCUGCUUUUGUGGAGGGGAAAAUAGCUGGAAAUGGCUGUACAGAGGCUAAAUCCGUCAAUAAAGCUGUUAAUAGCAAUAGCAUAGGGCUUUAGUUUAUCAUAUGAGUUAUAUGCCAUGAGGUGUUGAGGUCUCUGCAUGUGUAGGUUACUGACUUACUGUAAUCAUCGGGUCUAUCUCGUCCUUAUAAAAACCUGCUCUAUUACGGCGAGUGUCUGUCUUCUUCUGUAGUCAAACCAUAAGAUAUCAAAAUCUACCCGGAUACAGCAAUGCUGCUUUUUUAUUGGCUGUUCAGUAGAUAUACUUUAUUUGAUUGGCUUGCGCUUGGUACGCAGCUUCUGAACUCUCGGGGGAACUCAGUUGAUUCCUAUCUGUUCCAUAGUUAAAGAGGUGCAACUUGGUGGACAUCACCAUGUUCAUUUAAAUGCGUGAGAAAUACAAUGUGUGGCGUGUGAGCGUGUGAACGAGUAGGAAUGCGUGUGUCACACGCUGAAUGCGUGAGACUUGAAAGCCCUGUAAGUAACUUUAGCUCGUAAGCUAACCUGUUCAGAUACAACAUACCAUAUGUAUUUUCACUGUCUCAAACUCCAUUAGAAUUGCUGUCACAGCACCAUUAGGUCUCAGCUGUUACCAUAAGUUUAUGGAUUAUAGUUUAAUGUGCUUCUCUGGUACUGGCCCCGACUCAGUACAUGCUAUCAUGACAGACAGCCAUUUCAACACUAGUGUCUAAUCAGAACUGAAAACAGUCAGUCUGCUGUUGUGUCAGUCUUCUCACUUCCACCCAGGACGCAUCUUUUUCCACCUGUAAAGUUGCAAAAUCGCAUGGGGAUUGAUGUGUAUAGUCAGGCGCAUCAAAGUUCGCCUCCGAAUAUUUUGUAAUUUCGCGUUCUAUAUUCAUGCCGGCUGCCGGUGUGUAAGGACCUUAAGACCUCAAUAUGAAGAGGUUGUUCACACUGCUGGAUACUUCUCUGAAGCUGCUCUCUGCCUCCAUCAUUGUUUACUCACGAAGCACGUAGCAAGAUCUGAGCAUGAAUUCGAAUGCUUUAUUCGCCUAUCAGAGGCAGACAGGUAUGAGGAUUUGAUUCACCACGACUCCAGAAAUGAUUGAAAAGCUACAGAAUAUAACAAAAUGAUGUAUCCGUGCUCCCACUUAAAGGGUAGAAAUGCUCAGCCGCUCUCCCAGCUUGAAAAGUUGAAAUGUGUACAUGCUGUCCCGGUUUAAAUGGGUUAAAAGUUAUUGAUUUCUAACAUUGUGGCAUGAACAUUGUCUGUUAGCUUUCUUUUUAGUCUGGCUUUUAUGUAGUGUCUCACAUUUGCUGUUUCAUAUCCUGUCAGCCAUGACUUGCGCUCGAACCAACUCCUGCAAAAACUCAGGUUUUAGGAUUUAUUUUUCUCCUUGGUCUGCUGGCUAAUGACAAGGUUGGGCUUGUCCGGUCAAAGCUUCUUCACUCGAAUUUUCUCCUCCGUUGUCCAUCUAGCAAAUGGAUAGACCAAUAAGGAUCGCACCGAAUUCAGUUGAAGCUGCUCCUCGCUUGUUAAAUUCGCCAUCACCGUCACCACUGUGCUAGCUUAAUUGGAUGCGCACACAGGCUCCUCUUCCUCCUUAACCCGCCCCUAAAAAUCUUGCGACACUUCUGGCUGCAAGGGGCGAUAUUUUCAGCGCCCCAAUACCAUAAAUUUCUGCUAUGCUGAUUAUAUUGUAUAUAUAUUUAUUAAUUUUACCUGGCAACUGGACACAAUUGGUUAUUUCGUCGCAAUGCUGGGACGAUCUGACCAAGCACCCCAUGAAAGAAUCCAUUCGAGUCUGUCAGUAGACCUUCAAUGGUAAACGAAUAAUAGCAGGUGGGAAAUUUAGUUUAAAUGAUUAGUACUGCAAGGCGCCCCACAAUAGUUGGCAAAAACAUCUUUAUUGUAAAAAUCUAUUUUUAGAAACCUUUUUUCCCCUCAUUUUUUUAGGGAGGGCGGCGCCCCAGCGCCCCUAUGGGCCAGAAGCCACUGCACACUUCUAUUGUUGACCAAAGGACUGACCUCCCAACUAGACCUUUUCAUCUCAGCUGUAAAAUAACAGCCAGCAGCAUCAGUGCGUGCGUGCGUGCGUGCGUGUGUGCUUAUACUCUCAUGACAGGACAAUUGUGCAUCUAUUUUACAUUCAGUGACAUGUGCCAUUGUUCUGUGAUAUAAAAACUUUUAUUCUGUAACUUGAUGCCACCUUAAUUUUUAUUUUUUAGAUUAUUGAAAAUAUGAUCUAGUUUGUUCUGUGAGUCCAAGAUAUCAUUACCAUUAUCAUGUGCCACAUGUCAUGUAAUAAUAAGUAAAAGAGACAAAACAGUUUGCCUGUACUACAACACAUCAAAGAUUUAAUGUUACAGAAAGCACGUGUUUUGAGUUUUAUGUAUUUUGCAACAACUGAAACCGUCUAAGACAUAUAAACUAACCUCUCAACCAUUUUGGUCCGUUAAACCUUCUGUAUAUUUCCCUUAGUACAAAUGUAACUUUAACCCACAGCAAGUGUCACAGUCCUUCCUGCUACAGCUUUAAGAAAGCCCUGAAGGUUUAGUUCUUAAUAAGGAGUAGUAGUCUGUCUUUAUUGUUUGCUCAUGGUGUACAUUUGAAUACAGUUCUGGAAGUGAGCUGUGGUGUUCAUCUGUGGCUUAAUUAAAAUGAUAUACAUUUUAGGCAGGAAGUAGCCCCCAAAAAAGGCCAGGACACUGAAGAGUAUGGCGAACACCUGUGCAGCCAUGGUGAAUGGGCCUCGGCUGAUGAGGUAGACAGUGAAGAAGCUCAUCCAGGAGAUCAUGUAUACCAUAAGGCUGAAUGUGACACACUUCGCCUCAUUGUAGUUGGCUGGAAGGUCCUUGCCCAUGUAACUGAAAGAGAAGCAGAGGAUGCUGAGCAGUGACAUAUAUGCAAGCUCAAGGCCUGAACCAGGUGAAAGGGUGUUACUACACUCCAACACAAUGCUAUCCUCAUAGAAGUCAAGGUCCUGGUCGGGACGGGGAAGGUUAAUAGACACACGGACCACCGAAAUAAACAAGACAGUGAUGGAGACUAAGAAAAUUGUCAACUCUGGUCCGUGUUUCUUGGCCCACUUGUCAUAGGCUGGUGGCAGCUUGGAUGCAAAUUUGAAAAUGCAGACGACCUGAAGGGAGCGCACAGUGAUGCAGGCCAGACACACAGUGAAGCUGACAACAAAUAGAGGCUGCUUGAGGACGCAGGCCAGAGAAGAUGGCUGGCCAAAAUGACACAAAGAGCUCAUGGCAGCAGCAG